This is a messenger RNA of Aegilops tauschii subsp. strangulata, 729 nucleotides long. The record is from RefSeq and is a predicted model, not a curated record. Lineage: Eukaryota; Viridiplantae; Streptophyta; Magnoliopsida; Poales; Poaceae.
AUGGAAUUAUGCCUAGCCGUCCAUCAAUUUGAUUAUGCUUUACGGGAGGAUAAACCCGUGGCUCCCGCUGCUGGUGUCACGGGGUAUGCUGAACUAAAGAAAACUUAUGAUCCCAAGAUGGAGAUAUGGGAAAAGUCAAAUCACAUUGCUAUGCUUUUGAUGAGAUCAUCCAUAUCACCUGACAUAAUUGGGGCACUACCCAAGAAAGAUACUCCUAAGGAAUUCAUGGCAGCCCUGGAGGAGCAAUUCAAAGGCUCCGACAAGGUUUAUGCGCAAGAACUUUUUCACAAGCUCCUUGGGGAAUAUAAUAAUGAUGGUGAUGUCAGGGCUCACAUUUUAAAGAUGAUGAAUGCUUGUAACAAAUUGAAGGCAUUACAAUGUGAGCUCAAUGACAAUCUCCUUGUCAUCAUGUUCUUGGACUCCCUCCCUGAAGAGUUUGAUCAAUUUAAGAUUAACUAUAACUCUCUUAAAGAGAAAUGGACAAUCGCGGAGAUAUCUCCAAGAAUUGUCGAGGAAGAAGAGAGGACUAAGAGGCAAGGAAAGGACCAAGCCUUUAUAGUUGGCUCCUCCAAGAGAAAACACGAUGGAGCAAGCUCUUCUAAGCAACAGCCACAAAAGAAGUUCUUUAAGAAAAAUUCAUCAAACUCAUAUAAAGGAAAGGAGAAGGUGGAUGAUAAGCCUAAAGACAACAAGUGCAACUUCUGCAAGAAUGAGGGUCAUUAUGAUUAA